Messenger RNA from Odontomachus brunneus, 1533 nucleotides. RefSeq names its product piggyBac transposable element-derived protein 4-like. NCBI's taxonomy places the organism in Eukaryota, Metazoa, Arthropoda, Insecta, Hymenoptera, Formicidae. The coding region runs from base 11 to 1423 and encodes 470 amino acids. The record is from RefSeq and is a predicted model, not a curated record. The transcript has a single exon.
CACAGUAGAUAUGGUAGAUAUUAUCGUUCGACAUACAAAUAAAAAGGCUUUGUCAGUCUACGCAGCAUUCAAUGCAGCGCAUCCAGAUUCGAAGCGAGAAUGGAAGCAUGUUACUGUACAAGAAAUGUACUCAUUCAUGGCCAUUUUGAUUUGCUCUGGUGUUAAUAAUUCUAACAUCGAUCAUAUAAGUGUUAUGUGGCAUUCAAAUUCAUAUCCACUCUAUCGAGCGACAAUGGGGCUCAAUAGGUUUCGAAACAUCAUGCGUUUUAUUAGAUUUGACGACGCCAAUACACGCCAGCAACGCGCAAAAGAAGACAAAGCAGCUCCGAUCCGUGAUCUCUGGACAAUGCUCAACGCAAAUUUAUCUAAGAUGUACAAGCCGACGGAGAAUUUAACGAUCGAUGAACAACUUUAUCCUUUUCGCGGUCGCACAAAGUUUACGCAGUAUAUACCUUCGAAACCAGCCAAAUAUGGAAUCAAGAUUUGGUGGAUUUGCGACGCUGAAAAUGCCUAUCCCUUGCACGGCAUCAUUUACACAGGCAAAACAGAUAAUGUUCGAGAGAAACGUCAAGGAGAAAGAAUAGUAAAAGAACUUGCAGCCGCGUACCGAGGCAGUGGUAGAAAUAUUACCAUGGAUAAUUUUUUUACAACCUUACCAGUUGCCAAACAUUUACUUUCAUGGAAGUUAACUUUAGUUGGCACUUUGAAGAAAAAUAAACCUUACAUUCCAAGUGUGAUGGCUCCGAAUAAAUCGAGAGAACUAUACUCUACUAUGUUUGGAUUCCACGAAAAAGUAACGCUGUGCUCCUACGUACCGAAGAAGAAUAAAGCAGUUAUUCUAAUAUCAACGAUGCAUUCCGACAUGGCUGUGAACGAUGAUGCUAAGAAGAAGCCCCAUAUUAUCACAUAUUACAAUAAAUAUAAAGCUGGCGUCGACACGAUGGGCCAAAUGAUUAGUAGAUACACUACACAACGUCGCACUUUGAGAUGGCCGGUAGUUAUGUUUUUCAACAUAUUAGACGUUGCCUCACUCGCUGCCUACCUCAUUUAUUAUGAAAAUAAUAAGAUGCUGCCGAAAAAAACCAACCAGCGACGGUUAUUUCUACGCCAAUUGAGCGAAGAACUUGCAACGCCAAUGAUUGAGGAUCGAUAUCAUAACGUGCAAAUAAUGAGAAAUUAUAGCACCAAGAUCGCUAUUGAAAGUGUAAUCGGUCGGCCAGUAAAUCCAGUGGAGGCUGAUCCAGAUCCGUCAGUUCAACGAGAUGCAUCAGGAAGGAAGAAAGUUAUCGGUUCCUGCCAUAUUUGUUACAAACAAACAAUUAAGAAGAGAAGGAAAACACGAAAGGCCUGCUCCGAAUGUGAUAGGCCUAUUUGCGAUGAACAUGCGAUAACUUUUGCCAAGUGCAUAGAAUGCAAUAAAUAAAUGUUUUUUUUGUUUUUUAAAUAAAUUUUCAUGUAUUUUCUUAUUACGCAACUCAUUUCACAUGCAUAAAUCAAAUAAAUUAAUAAAAAAAGCUAAUAGUUCACUCAAAA